GAGACUCAUGAGAGGAAUACUUCUUUGAGUUAUCUCACACUCAUUACUCUCUCUUUUCUCUUCUCAACCUCCUCUUCUUUCAACCUUUGACAAAAAAAAGAAAAGAAAAAGUAGUAUACUUUAAUUUUAUCAUUAGAAUGGGGUUUUGGUUUAUGAUGAUGGUUACUAUUAUAUGUCUGAUAUUUGGGUUCAUGAAAUGGUUACUUUCAAAUGUGAAUGUUUGGUACUAUGAAAAAGUAAAGUUGGGUGAUGUGAGUUUAUCAUUGCCACCAGGUGAUUUAGGCUGGCCUUUCAUUGGUACUAUGUGGUCCUUCCUCAGAGUUUUCAAGUCCAGCAAUCCUGAUUCAUUCAUCUCUUCCUUUGUUACCAGAUUCGGACGAACGGGAAUAUACAAGACAGUGAUGUUUGGCAGUCCAAGUGUGAUUGUUACAACACCAGAGGCAUGCAGGAGAGUUUUAAAUGAUGAUGAAUCCUUCAAACCUGGCUGGCCAACUUCUACUAUGGAACUCAUUGGUAAAAAAUCAUUUAUUGGUAUUUCAUCUGAAGAACACAAAUGGUUAAGGAAACUAACUGCAGCACCUGUGAAUGGUCACGAGGCGUUGUCGAUUUACAUCAAAUAUAUUGAAGAAAGAGUGAUAUCAGCAUUGGAUAAAUGGUCAUCCAUGGGAGAAAUUGAGUUCUUAACACAUCUGAGAAAGCUAACUUUUCAGAUUAUUAUGUACAUUUUCCUUAGUACUGAAAGUGAACAAGUCAUGGAUGCUUUAGAAAAGGAAUACACAACUUUGAAUUAUGGUGUUAGAUCUAUGGCUAUCAACUUGCCAGGAUUUGCUUAUCAUAAAGCACUCAAGGCGCGUAAAAGGCUUGUGGCGAUCUUCCAAUCAAUCGUGGAUGACAGAAGGGCGAGGAGGGAAAAAAGAGGGCCAGAAGACAAGAAAGACAUGAUGGAUAUUCUACUAGAAGUUGAAGAUGAAAAUGGAAGAAAAUUGAAUGAUGAGGAGAUUAUUGAUGUUUUGGUAAUGUAUCUUAAUGCUGGUCAUGAAUCUUCAGGUCAUAUAACUAUGUGGGCUACCCAUUUUCUGCAGAAACAUCCUGAAAUCUUCAAGAAAGCUAAGGCAGAGCAAGAGGCUAUUGUGAAAAAUAGGCCACCUGACCAAAAGGGCCUAACACUCAAAGAAAUUAGGCAAAUGGACUACCUCUCAAAGGUGAUCGAUGAAACGCUUCGUUUGAUUACCUUCUCCUUUGUGGUCUUCCGUGAGGCAAAGGAAGAUGUUUCUCUUCAUGGUUAUACCAUUCCCAAAGGAUGGAAAGUUUUGGUUUGGUUUAGAACUGUUCAUUUGGAUCCUGAAAUCUAUAAGGAUCCAUUGGAGUUUAACCCUUCUAGAUGGGAUGGACUAACACCAAAGGCAGGAACAUUCCUUCCUUUUGGAGGAGGAGGCAGAUUGUGCCCUGGAAAUGACCUUGCUAAGAUUGAAAUAUCUAUUUUUCUCCAUUAUUUUCUUCUGGAUUAUGAGCUUGAAAGGAAAAAUCCCUCUUGCCCAGUGAUGUAUUUGCCUCAUUGUAGGCCUAAGGAUAACUACUUGGGCAAAGUGAAAAGAGUCUCAUCAACUGCUAGUGCUGCAUAGGCCCAAAAGGAAGAAGAAAACAACAUCUCUCUGCUUCUCUUUUAUUUAGAAUUUGUUUUCCUAGUUGAUGGAUAUGGAUCAAAUUGCAAGAGCAAGGCAAUUUGCUUGGGAAUAGUUAGGAACAGAAGAUAGAAGUCAUUUUUUUCUUCUCCUUAAUAUUUCUUGCUCAAUAGAAUUAUAAUAUACAUUUUAACAAAAUGAUCUUCCAUUUUGUUAAGAAUGAAUAAAUGCAGAAAAGAGAUGGUUAAAUUUCUUGGCUUC
Solanum dulcamara is the source of this 1883-nucleotide messenger RNA. RefSeq names its product ent-kaurenoic acid oxidase 1-like. The record is from RefSeq and is a predicted model, not a curated record. Gene Ontology annotation, cellular component: endoplasmic reticulum. The transcript is spliced from 8 exons. Gene Ontology annotation, molecular function: ent-kaurenoic acid monooxygenase activity; iron ion binding; heme binding. Lineage: Eukaryota; Viridiplantae; Streptophyta; Magnoliopsida; Solanales; Solanaceae. Gene Ontology annotation, biological process: brassinosteroid homeostasis; sterol metabolic process; multicellular organism development. The coding region runs from base 138 to 1622 and encodes 494 amino acids.